AUGCCGCAAAUUCCAUUAAAUGAAAAUUUACCAAAAAUGUAUAAACAUUCCAAGAGGAAAUCAGGAUACGUUAUGGGUCCAAAAAUUUACACAUUUGAAUCAAAUGAAAGUUCAGGUGCAGAUAUACAAAUCAUCGGAAGAAGAAAUAAACAGUGUCAAGCGAAAAUUAUGGGUACUGCGGAACAAAUUAAAAUGGUCGUUAAAUUAUUACAAGACACCUUGGGUCGCACCAAUUAUUUUUCACCCUCCAUCGGAUUCACUUCAUUGGACGUCUCGGAUGAGUACGAGUCGCGUUACAUUGGUAGUGAUAUUAAAAUCAUCUCAUUUUAUAAGGCUUCCAAUGAUAAUCACGAAACCAGCCCCUUUGAUAAAUAUAUUUUUGCGAUUAACGCUUUACCAACUUGGAUUCAAAUGUUGAAACCUUGUUUAAAACAAAUUUCAAAUUUUUGUGAAGCUCUUAUUUAUGAAAAAAAAAUUUCGACGGAUGAGGAAUUUCGAUUAAAAGUUUGCUUUGGAGUCACUACGUCAUUCAGUCAUGAUGUUGGAUCUCCUGAGAGAGAUUAUAUAAUUGGAAGGUUAAUUCAAGAUUUUGGAUUUCGUCAAGUUAAUCUUGUUGAGGAAACUUUUGUAAGUGAAAACUACUUGGAAGAUAAGAAGGCUGACGAAAAAUAUUUGUCGGCACGCAAUAAUCGACAUCGUUUCGGGAAAGGAUCCCCUAAUUUACGCUUAUUGAUAAAGUCUCAAAAACCAUCAAGAUUUCCCAUUAGCAAGAAGUAUCAUAGAAUAAUCGAUAACAUUCAAAGAUCCAACAGAUUCCUCGGCAAAGUGAUUUUGCCUCAAAUGGAAAGUUCAAAUGUACGAGUGUUAGACAAUCAAUCAUCAAAAUCAAUUUAUGUAAAAGUGGAAGCUAUACGCCUUAAUUUCAUGUCUACUUUACAAGAUGAAGGAGAUAGAGUCACUUCGGAAGAUACAGUCAAUUUGAUCCAUCAUUAUCGGAACAUAAGGUUUCAAUUCUUAGAAAUAGUUUAA
Molecule: messenger RNA, 1029 nt
Organism: Funneliformis mosseae
Lineage: Eukaryota; Fungi; Glomeromycota; Glomeromycetes; Glomerales; Glomeraceae
Source: the annotation of a GenBank genome assembly